UACAAUUUGUCACUGGUCGGCUAAACUUCACGACUUCGAUGACUACGACGACUUCGACAAAGACGACGACGACGGUGAAUUUCGAUAAGCUUCCGACGUAAGACGAACCGCAGCGGAAGGAAACGGUUAAAGGCGCGCGUGAUAUUUCUGGUUCCUCCGACUAUGAGACAUUUUUUCAUGAGGGGCGAAGAAGGGUUACACGGAUGCCCCUCGCAGGAAUGGAUGAUGAAUGAGGAAAUUCGUGGAGACAUCUACGUUAGCCUGUUAUGCUGAGCAACUUCCGGAAAACGAUUUGUGGGUUGUGUAUCAGCUGACCUAGGAGCUGGAAACGAGCAUAAGCCAUGACAGUCGGGGUUCUGUAGAAACUGCAGCUUAUCAUGAACUGUGUAGCGGGGAUUGUGACGAAGAUAUAAUUCAGUGCUUCGAGUCAGACAGUUCAGAACAAUAAAAAUGCAUUUGUGUGGAUUCGCUGGGGGAUUAUCGGAAGAAAGCUGAAGGCUACAGCUCAGGGAAAGUGCGGAGAUUUGCGAGAAUGUCAUAAAAAAGAAAGAAGGAUAAUCUCAUCAAAUUAAAUCUGAUUAAUUGAAGGAAAAUAUUUUUCACUGUCAGUUUUAUGCUCCCUGGGGUGAGUGAAAUGAAAUUCUCCGUGGAACCCAGGAGGAGGACUACCCCAAGUGCAAUCCGCUAUAAGUAGGUCAUUUGUCUGUCCCAAAACGUAAGGAAAAAGAAAAAAAAAAAUCAACAAGCGACAGAACAAAUCGACUGGACACUCGGAACAAAUUGUGUGACCAUUGUGUAGUUUGAAGCAGUGAGGAUUAAUUAAAUUCAUUAAACAAAAUUAAUCUAUCCGGUGUAUCUUGUGGAAAGUUUGGUUCCAACCCCAGCUGGAAGGGAACCCGUCUGUAGUAUAAGAAAGUGUGGUAGCCGGUCGGGAAAGUGGAAAAUAAGUAAAUUAAUAUACGCUCCUUAAACAGGAUUAUCCGAGUUUUACCAUCCACCCGUUGGCCAUUCGCCACCUCCCUCCUUACCCAUCGUUGAAAAUACACAAGAACUUCACCGACAAGGCCUGUGAAAUCCUGUGAAAACCGAUAGCAUUGUUUGGUCGAAGUAGAACUGAGAGAAAAAGCGCGUGACAAAGUCUGAAGAAAGUGAUUUUUUUUUCUUCGAACCUCACUCCCCCCUUACAAACCGCGACAUACCUUCAGAAGAGAUAGGAGGCCUCGUUUGUUAUAGCCCCAUCGACAGUGGAUCGUCUUUUUUCCGGUUUUAUGUUUAUACCCCAUUUUGCUCCGGUUUUUUCCCCAGUAGCAAGAAGAAAUUAUGAAGUUCGUCGUGUGAAUAAAUUGUCUUCCUGCGAUUACGACUGAAGAGAAGACGCUUGCCGGGGUCUUUUCCGAGAAACGACACGGUGAGUGGCCGGAAAUGGAAUUUAAGUGAAACGAGUGAUAGAUACCUACCAAGUCGACCGAAGGAAGAAAUCCGAAUCCAGAAGCCAAGAGCGCAUCCAACGACCGCAAGAAGACGACCGCGUCCGAAAGAAAUUGUCGCUCGCCGUAGAGCCUUUGAAGAAUGAAAAGUGAAAAAUUAUACCACGGUAAAAUUAAGCGGAAAAUCCUUUCCGUUUGUGUGAAUCUGUGAUUCGAAGGGAAAUGUGAAGUGGUGUCCCGUUUCAAAGAGGGGAAAAAUACCUGUGUAUAUUUUUUCGUCAUAACCACAAUCGAAACAACAGUGAUAGGAAGGAAGCAGCAGCAGCAGCGGCGUGGGAGAGCACAACAGCGACAUCGAGAAGAAAGAGCGCCACUUUACCUCCCAUAUGGAGGCUCUCCCCAGCGGAUUGGCAGUCCAUAAAUCACCGCCACCUGAAAGCAAUGCGCAAACAUGUGUGUGACAACGGAAAUUUAUCUGUCUGUGCCAAGUGAAACGGAAAAUCCUCUCCCGAAACCACUUUUUAUCAAUAUUCACAAAACAAUAAAAAUAAAAAUAAAACAUAAUCAACGUAAUUGAACUCCAUAACAUUUAUCAAGGAAACUUCAAACACACACUCAUUUUACGUUCCUUCCCACCCAUCUGGCUCUCAUUUUUCCGCCUGUCUCAAGCUUGUGGUUUGCGUUGGCAGGAGUACUGAUUUUCACAACUGAGGAAAAGCACACUACCCCUCCCCUUUCCUGAUGCAUGCAAGAGAAAACCGAAACAUUCUUCUCGACACCGGUGGAGGAAUCUCAGGCUCUCAGUCCCAAAGUCCCACGUGUGGUCUUCGGUAUCGAAAUCGAUGCGUUCAAUCACUUCCCAAACCAGGCUUCCCAUGUUGCCAACAAGGACGACGUUGAGAACAGCAGCAGUUUAGCUUCACAAACCGUAGAGAAGCGAAAAAGAUUCAAGCAACAACCAGCCAUAAUAAUAAUACUAAUAGUAAUAAUAAUAACGCCCAAUCCUCGACGACUUUGGGAAGCAGCCCGGAAGAAUCGUUGUGGUGGGCAGCUUCGGUCCUAGGAGAAAAUCUUUUGGCACAAUAGUGUAGUGGCGUAACAGUAGAGCCAAUAGUCAAGAGUGGAGAAAAAGUGUUCAAGUGUGAAAAUUCCAAUACCCAAUCGUAUAGUGGGUGGAAAAAGAAGAUUCAACCUAAGGAAGAAAAAGUGCAGAAUCCCGAGUAAGCUCUCCCUAGUGUUCAGAGGAAAAGAGCUAGCGAGUCGUGCAGUUUAUCGCAAUUAUUAUCACGCAGAGGUGCAUUCGACGGCGAUGGGAAAAAUGAAACACGGCAUUGCAUUCAAAUUUAAUCAAGUGUUUCAUGUUAUAUUUAUAAAUGUAUUUAUCGCGCAUUUCACGCUCGGAUUACAGCUGCCUGCACUUGACAAGGAUAAACAUGUUGCUGUAUCAUCGGAAAUUCAGGCGGUGGAAGGAAGGAAAAUUUCCCUGCCCUGUCCCUUGUCCGCCCCGUCCCGGGACAAGGUUUACAUGGUGCUCUGGUUCAAAGACGAUGCCGGUAUUCCACUCUACAGCUUCGACGUACGGGGGAAGCCCUUACAGAAAGCGAAACACUGGUCAGCACCAGAAAGCUUUGGUUCCCGGGCGCAUUUCAACACGGACACAGAUCCGGCCACGCUGGACAUUCAGGAUAUUCGACGACAUGACGAGGGUGUCUACCGCUGUCGAGUUGACUUUCGUACCAGUCAAACGCAGAGCUUCCGAUACAAUCUCAGCAUCAUCAUUCUACCUGAGCAUCCGAUAGUACUCAAUCAGUGGGGUCAACAACUCAACAGCUCCAUACUGGGUCCGAAGGAAGAAGGUGACGAUAUUAUGCUGACUUGCCGAGUUGUGGGAGGUCGGCCGCAGCCUUCGGUCAAGUGGCUCAUCAACGGGACACUGGUGGACGAGCAGUACGAACACAACUCCGGCGAUGUGAUCGAAAAUCGGUUACUGUGGCCAGCGAUUCAACGGUCUGAUCUGAAUUCGAUAUUCACCUGCCAGGCAACGAACACCGAUCUGGUACAACCGAAGGAAAGCAACUACGUGCUGGAUUUAUACCUGAAACCAUUGAGUGUGAAGAUAAUAAACCCACCGACACCAUUAGUAGCCGACCGACGGUACGAAAUCACCUGCGAAAGCGUUGGUUCGAGGCCAAAUGCAGUUAUAACGUGGUACAGAGGAAAGCGACCGUUCAAGAAACCAAAGGACUCCGGUAUAAACUAUAACAACAACACAACGCGUUCACUGUUGAGCUUUGUACCAGUGACGGAAGACGAUGGAAAGUUGAUAACGUGUCGCGCUGAGAAUCCAAAUGUCACCGGACUGUUCCAAGAAGACUCGUGGAAGCUUGAAGUCGUCUAUCCACCAAUCGUCUCGCUGCGUCUCGGUUCGACACUCUCGGCAGACGACAUCAAGGAUGGAGACGAUGUUUACUUCGAGUGUCAGGUCACGGCGAACCCCCCAUGGAGGAAAUUACACUGGCUGCACGACGGUCUGAUGAUCACUCACAAUGCAUCCGCACGGGUGAUUCGCUCGAACCAGAGUCUCGUCCUGCAGAAGGUGAACCGUAACUCAUCCGGAAAUUACUCGUGCAGCGCAAUCAACGCCGAGGGAGAAACGGUCAGCAAUCAACUCCUGCUUCGAGUGAAGUAUGCCCCAGUUUGCGCCACCGAGAAAAUAAUCAUCGUGGGAGCUUUCCGCAGCGAACCGUUGCACAUUCCGUGUGAGGUACAUGCCGAUCCACCGCCGCGGCAAUUUUUCUGGAAAUUUAAUCACUCCGGCGAAACGCUUGACAUCAACAAAGAGCGGUUUGUGAAAAAUGGGUCACUGAGCAUCUUGAGCUACACGCCGGUCUCGGAUCAGGACUACGGUACGUUGACUUGCUGACAGAACGAGGUCGGCAUGCAGCAGUGGCCCUGUUUUUCCAAGUGGUUUCUCGCCGGAUUGCCAUCGACGGUGAAAAAUUGCUCGAUAAACAAUCAAACGCAGAGCUCGGUUGAAGUGCAGUGCAUUGCUGGAUACGAUGGCGGUUUACCGCAGAUUUUCAUGCUCGAGCUGAUAUCAAGUAGAAGUGGAAGGAUGAGGUACAACAUAACGAAUCCUGAUGAACCAUAUUUUGCGAUAGAGUCGCUGGAAUCGUUAAUCCACUAUACAAAUAUGUACGACGACCUGGGUGACGACAACGCAUUCAAAGCCGUCAUCUAUGCUGUCAAUCAGAAAGGAAGAAGCCAAGGAGUAGUCGUUAAGGACUUCUAUCUCGAAAACACCAGCACAGAAAACCGAGCCGUCCUAACGAGCACCUCACUAGACAGUAUCUCGCCGAUCCUGUUGGGCGUUUUGUUCACCCUGCUGGUGCUGUGUGUCGUUAUCUUCGUGCGAAUAUACUACAUCAAGACCACUACCACCUCCACCAUUACGAGCGUUAGCAACGAUUUGGUUAGUAAUAGCAAACAUAAUGGCACCAAGCCGGAAUCUGCGUCCAAGAAGAGCUCCAAGCAAAGCCCCAGAUGGCAGCAUGGGGCAGGCCCGGGUGGAAAUAGUGGCGGUGGCCUAGGAGGAACUGGGUGUACCAGUGGCCAUCAACAUGGGGGACUUGGCGUUGAUGGCAAAGGUAAGGAUGGCAAGCUCGACUCGGCAGAGGAUGACAGAGGCGAUCCGGACGUGAUUCCAGCACAGUACGUGUCAAACGAUGGAGAGGACUCCAGUUUCAAUUCGUCCAAAUGGCCCAACGGGAGCUAUUACGAUCCGUAUCCAAACCAUGAUAUACGACCGACGGAGUUACUGAUACCGCCUUCCGGCAUGGGCCACCUCGGAGGCAUCGCUGCCAUGCACGGAGGCAGUGCAACGUCCACGCCGGUGGUAAAUCAAUUACACCAGAAUAUUAAUCAGCCCACGGACCCCACGGCAACCCUCAAGUUGGGUGCGUACUAUUCAUCGACCCCGGUAGCAGCAGCAUCAGGGAACAAGGGCCUGGGAGGAAUUGCUCCGAAUGGUGGUCCAACGAUAGCACUCUACGGAAGCAGCCAUCACCACCAUCCGUCAAGCGGACUAUUGGUGCCGAAUGGAGGAGCACCCGGAACUGGCCUCAUCACAACCACUGGCGGCCCUCAAGGGGUCAAUCCGAACGAUUAUGAUAUCAAUGUACAUACAAUCAAAAAUAUGCUGAUGACUACCAGGGUGCCGGAGAGUUGUGUUUAGAUAGCUGACGAUGUUGGAUGCAAAAUGUUUGAAUAUGUUUGCUCUUCGCAGAGGGGUGCAAUCCCCCAAAAUGUGUUGCGCGAAAAUUGGUUUAAAUAGUGUGUUGUUGGUAUGUUUGAUUGAAUAAAAUUUAAAUAGCAAAUGAAGGGAAAAGUGUAAACUGUAUGAUGAAUUCAUUUGAGGAGAGUAUCAAUAAU
Molecule: messenger RNA, 5858 nt
Organism: Aedes aegypti (yellow fever mosquito)
Lineage: Eukaryota; Metazoa; Arthropoda; Insecta; Diptera; Culicidae
Product: neural cell adhesion molecule 1-B
Source: RefSeq, a predicted model, not a curated record